AUGGCUCAGUUUACCAGACCUAUACAAUUGCCUAAAAUUGAUCUAAUUUUAUCCUCUGAUGCUAGUCUUCAGGGCUGGGGUGGCACUGACGGAAACUCUCAAAUAGGGGGGCGUUGGUCUGAAGGAGAAUUAAUACCUGAGCAUAUCAAUACUUUAGAGUUGUUGGCUGCAUUUUUUACACUCAAAGCCUUCUUGAAAAUAAGACAUUAUAGACAUGUUCAGAUAAGAUUGGAUAACAUCACAGCUGUGGCCUACAUAACAAAGAUGGGGGGCCUUCACUCCAUUGCUUGUAAUAAAUUGGCUGUUGAAAUAUGGGAAUUUGCUAGAACAUGUGAUGUUUGGUUAUCAGCUUGUCAUAUACCUGGUGUAUUAAAUACUAUAGCUGAUUAUAAAUCAAGACAAUUUCAGGAUAACAUUGAAUGGUCCUUGAAUGUAAAACAAUUUAACAUAAUUUUCGACAUUUUUUGGAAAUUUGAUAUUGACCUUUUUGCAUCCAGACUCAAUGCAAAAUGUGAGGAAUAUUUUUCUUUAAGACCUGAUCCAGAUGCUAAAGCUGUAAAUGCCUUCGCUCAGACCUGGUCGAAUUUAAACUUUUAUGCCUUCCCACCAUUUAAAUUGAUUGGAAAAGUUCUUGCAAAGAUAAAUAUAGAUCAAGCCACAGGCAUUCUUGUAGUACCUUUCUGGUCUUCGCAGCCUUGGUUUCCUCAAGCAAUUAAUAUGUUAUACAGGACACCUGUGUUAUUUCCUCCUUCAUCUAGAUUAUUGUUUCUACCGGGAACAAAAAAGACAACAUCCUCUACACCAAACCUUGUCGCUGCUCAUGCUGCCUCAUUAUGGAGAGAAGGUACCCAGAUACAAUACUCGGGUCCAAUCAGACGAUGGAUACAAUAUUGCACUAGGAGGUCGAUUGAUCCCUAUCAUCCAAAUGUGAAAGAUGUGUUAAUACACCUUACUGAAUUAUUUAAAGGUGGGUCUGGAUAUAGUGUUUUAUGUACAACUAGAAGUGCUAUUGCUUCAGUUGUUUCAAUCAGUGGUUACAGUUCUCUUUUAGAGCAUCCAUUGAUAAGCCGUUUUAUAAAAGGAGUUUUUAAUAUAAAACCAAGUACCCCCAAAUACUCUUUAAUAUGGGAUACAAAUGUUCUUUUGACUUAUUUAAAGUCUCUUAGUCCUAACAAAGAUUUAUCCUUUAAGGAUAUUAACAUCAAGCUGGCUUGUCUCCUUACUAUUUUAGCAGGUCAAAGAGUUUACAGUGUCCAUAAUAUAUCUGUUCCGUAUAUAGAUUUGACAGACGAUGUGAUGUUAUGUCACUUACCUGGCUUGCGUAAAACAACACGGCCUAAAAAGACUGAUAGGACCUUGAUGUACAGGGCAUUCCCAUCUGAAUCAGAUUUAUGCCCACUCCAAUGUACCAAAGCCUACCUGUCAAAAAGAGAACAAUUGAUAUCUAAGGAAAUUGCUCCGCUUUUUGUAACCUCAUCAUGCUGCCUCUAA
Messenger RNA from Hydractinia symbiolongicarpus, 1491 nucleotides. RefSeq lists its product as uncharacterized. Gene Ontology annotation, molecular function: site-specific DNA-methyltransferase (adenine-specific) activity; DNA binding. The transcript has 2 exons. The record is from RefSeq and is a predicted model, not a curated record. The coding region runs from base 1 to 1491 and encodes 496 amino acids. Lineage: Eukaryota; Metazoa; Cnidaria; Hydrozoa; Anthoathecata; Hydractiniidae.